CCUCCCUCCUCCCUCUCUCUCACACACACCCCCGCUUGGGCCUCCUCUCUCUCUCCGGCUCCAUUUUCUCCGCCGCCGGGGGCCGGGGUCUCCUGUGGGGGGCCCAGCCGGUACCCCAGCUCUCCCUUCAGUGCCGGGGUGAACCCCCGGGGGAGCGAGGAGGGGGGGAGACGGGCGGGGGUUGGGGCGGAGGGAGCAGCGGCCCCAGCGAGUUUGGGGGGGAAGUAACCAGGCGGGGGGAGGGGCGGAGCAGGGAGGGGGCCUCAGGGCCCCCCCCCAGCUAUGGACGAGCGGCUACUGGGGCCGCCCCCUCCAGGCGGAGGCCGGGGGGGCCUGGGAUUGGUGGGUGGGGAACCUGGGGGCCCUGGCGAGCCUCCCGGUGGCGGAGACCCCGGUGGGGGUAGCGGGGGGGUCCCGGGAGGCCGAGGGAAGCAAGACAUCGGGGACAUUCUGCAGCAGAUAAUGACCAUCACCGACCAGAGCCUGGACGAGGCCCAGGCCAAGAAACACGCCCUAAACUGCCACAGAAUGAAGCCUGCUCUCUUUAGUGUCCUGUGUGAAAUCAAGGAAAAAACUGGCCUCAGCAUUCGAAGCUCCCAAGAGGAGGAGCCAGUAGACCCACAGCUGAUGCGCUUGGACAACAUGCUUCUGGCAGAGGGUGUGGCUGGGCCUGAGAAGGGGGGAGGCUCAGCUGCAGCCGCUGCAGCCGCAGCAGCCUCUGGGGGUGGUGUGUCCCCUGACAAUUCCAUCGAACACUCGGACUAUCGAAGCAAGCUUGCCCAGAUCCGCCACAUCUACCACUCAGAGCUGGAGAAGUAUGAGCAGGCAUGUAACGAGUUUACAACCCAUGUCAUGAACCUGCUGAGGGAGCAGAGCCGCACGCGGCCCGUAGCACCCAAGGAAAUGGAGCGCAUGGUGAGCAUCAUUCAUCGAAAGUUCAGCGCCAUCCAGAUGCAGCUCAAGCAGAGUACCUGUGAGGCCGUCAUGAUCCUUCGUUCCCGUUUCUUGGAUGCCAGACGGAAACGCCGUAACUUCAGCAAACAGGCCACUGAAGUCCUAAAUGAGUAUUUCUACUCCCACCUGAGUAACCCAUAUCCUAGUGAAGAGGCUAAGGAGGAGCUUGCCAAGAAGUGUGGCAUCACUGUCUCUCAGGUCUCCAAUUGGUUUGGUAAUAAGCGAAUUCGGUAUAAGAAAAAUAUUGGAAAAUUCCAAGAAGAGGCAAACAUCUACGCUGUCAAGACUGCCGUAUCAGUCACCCAAGGGGGCCACAGCCGCACAAGCUCCCCAACACCCCCUUCCUCUGCAGGCUCUGGCGGUUCUUUCAAUCUCUCAGGAUCCGGAGACAUGUUUCUGGGGAUGCCUGGGCUCAACGGAGAUUCCUAUUCUGCUUCCCAGGUGGAAUCACUCCGACACUCCAUGGGGCCAGGAGGCUAUGGGGAUAACCUUGGAGGAGGCCAGAUGUACAGCCCUCGGGAAAUGAGGGCAAAUGGCGGCUGGCAGGAAGCUGUGACCCCAUCUUCAGUGACAUCCCCCACAGAGGGACCAGGGAGUGUUCACUCUGACACCUCCAACUGAUCUUGCCCCUCAGGAUCAUGGGGGGGUGGGGGCUCUCAUAAGGCGACUCUUGAAGAGGACGCAGGCAUCCAGAGGACAAACCCCUAACAGGAGAAGCACAAGAAAGAGAAGGGCGAAUGGGGUCAACCCUCCCCAAUUAGACUCUCAGUGCUGGGGGUGCUGACUACAUGGCAGGGAGAAUGGGGCCCUUUAGGGGAGUGGGGUCUAUCUCCUCCUUUUUUCCUUUUUUGUCUUUUCCCCCUUUUCUCUUACACAGCAAAUCAGACACCUAUUUCUCAGACCCCUUUUUCUCACCCCCGCCAUACACACUCACAUACAACUAUUCUGUUUCUGUGUACUCCCCCACUUACCCUCCCCACCCUGCUAAUAUGCUCUGGAAUCUGGAGAUGUCAGCCCUGCCCGACCCAGAGAUGCCAAAAAUGGGGACUCGACUUCUGGACAAAUGACAUGGGCCACGCCCCCUGUGCAUCCCCACCCCCUUCCCCUCCAGACGGCUUUAUUACCUCAUAUGCAGCUCAUCUUAAACCAAUAGAAUCGCUCGGUGGACGAGAGUGUCUGACUCAGAUAUCUACCUCGGAGGGAGUUUCUGCUACUUUAGGGAAUUGUUGACUGGGCUUUGGGAUUUUUUUUGUUGUUUUUUGUUUUUAAAGAAACGAAACCCUGGGAUCCAUCUGUAUCGUCUUUUAUUUUUAUUUUUUGGUGGUGGUGGUGGUGGCUCUUAAUUUUUUAGUAUGGGGAAGUAGUUUUGUUUUCUUUUUUAAAAUAAACAUACUUUUUUAAUAUAAUUUCUUGCUUUCCCAUAUUAGAGGUGAUAGCCAAAGGGGUCUCCAUAAGAGGGGAACCAACAAUACUAGUGAAGAAGCCCAACUGGCUCUAUGCCUGUUCAUCAGAAAGUGAAUUUUACAGAACACCAAGCCCUUCCCUCUAAAAUCACUUAGGUGUUCUUUGCUUAUGCAGGCAGUUUCUGUUGUAUUUGGAGCAGAGGCAGUAAGGGGUUUGCCUUGCUGGCCCCCUAUAUCCAACCCCCUUCCCACAACCCUUGGGCAGGCUAAACUCAACAAUUGAAGAAAUUGAAGUUGCCACCUUCCCCAUGUGACACAUCUUUUAAUUAAAUCUUUUUUUUUUUUUUCUUUAAUUGUCAUUUGCAGAUUGGAGGAUAAAGAACAGAGAGGGGAUUCUUGUUAAAUAUGGGUUGGGUGCUUAUAUAUGUAUUUCCCUCAGUUUCCCCAAAAAUGAGGUAUCUUUUUUUCUCACCAAAAUUAAGGGGGUGGGGAGAGGUGGGAGGUUGCAAAAAUCCAGGUAUGGGGGAAGAAAAAACACUGUCCCAUCCUUGGCCCUGAAUCCUACUAUCGAAUCCCCUCAAACAUCCUCAGGAUUUUACAAGACUGUCAAGAGUGGGGAACCCCUCCCAUUAAAGAUCCUAGCAGGAUUGGGGAACAGGUUGGGAGUGUGAUGGGUGGGGGGUGGGAGGCACGGGGCCAGGGGCAGUUCUCUCCUCACUUGUAAACUUGUAGUUUCACAGAAAAGAAAAACAAUUCAGUUUUAAAUAAAGAAAUUUCUUUUUUC
This is a messenger RNA of Marmota flaviventris (yellow-bellied marmot), 3141 nucleotides long. RefSeq names its product PBX homeobox 2 (gene Pbx2). Gene Ontology annotation, biological process: regulation of DNA-templated transcription. Gene Ontology annotation, cellular component: nucleus. Lineage: Eukaryota; Metazoa; Chordata; Mammalia; Rodentia; Sciuridae. The record is from RefSeq and is a predicted model, not a curated record. Gene Ontology annotation, molecular function: DNA-binding transcription factor activity, RNA polymerase II-specific; DNA binding.